This is a messenger RNA of Drosophila hydei, 1851 nucleotides long. RefSeq names its product gamma-butyrobetaine dioxygenase. Gene Ontology annotation, cellular component: mitochondrion. Lineage: Eukaryota; Metazoa; Arthropoda; Insecta; Diptera; Drosophilidae. Gene Ontology annotation, biological process: carnitine biosynthetic process. Bases 239 to 1525 code for a protein of 428 amino acids. The record is from RefSeq and is a predicted model, not a curated record. The transcript has 2 exons. Gene Ontology annotation, molecular function: oxidoreductase activity.
UUCGAAGCGCAAUUGAACUAGUUCACACUCAUAAGCACGAGCAGAUGUCGUCAAUUCAGAACAUCUGACCAUUGCUUACGAUGAGCUGGCAGACAAAGUCCACUGCUUAGCGCAUAGAUAAGCCGGAUAGGCCGCGUUUUUCAAUUUCACUUUCGAGUUGUGAUCGCAUCAUUCGUCAGAUACAUUUGGACGCUCGAUCGAAUCGCAUUAGCUUCGAGUUUGUUGGGCUUUAGGUGGAAUGUUGUCACAGGGAUUAAGACGCGCCGUAUCGCUGCUGACCUCACGGACACUUGUCCGUCGCCAGCUGAGCGCACGCAUCGUGGAUGCGACCUAUGUCGAGCUGCAGCCGGAUAAGGCGGGCGCCACAACGCUGACCUUUCCGGGCGUGUGGCUGCGCGACAAUUGCCGCUGCCCGACCUGCUUCCACAGCAGCUCGCAGUCGCGCCAGUUGGACUGGAAUCAGUUCGAUGCUAGCGUGCGCCCGCUGGCGCUGCACAUGGACGCCGCGCAGCAGCAGCUGCACGUGCGCUGGAGCGAUGAGCACGAGAGCAGCUACACGCUGGACUGGCUGAGGCAACGCAGCUUCGAUGCGAGCAGCCAGCGCAGCUACCUCGACGACUUCUAUAGGCCGCGCACGAGGCACUGGGCGGGCGCUGAGUUUGAGCAGAUCGCACAGCGCUUCAACUACGACCAGGUGAUGUCCGAGGAUGAGCCACUGCAGCACUGGCUGCAGGCGCUCGCCGUUUACGGCGUCGCACUGCUCAACGGCGCACCGCUGGACGAGGGCGUGGUGCGCCGGCUAGCCGAACGCGUCGGCUUCAUACGUCGCACCACCUACGGCGAGGAGUUCAUUGUGCAGGCCAAGCCUGGCGCCAAGAACUAUGCGUACCUCUCGCUGCCGCUGCCCCUGCACACGGAUCUGCCCUACUACGAGUACAAGCCCAGCGUCAACAUACUCCACUGCAUGGUGCAGACCAAGUCGCGCGGCGGCAGCAACCUGCUCGUGGAUGCCUAUCACAUAGCGGAUCGCCUGCGCGAGGAGCAUCCGCAAGACUUUGAGCGGCUCAGCCGCACGCUCGUCGACUGGAACGACAUUGGCAGCGAGGAUGGUCGCGAGUUUCACAACAUUUGGCGUGCGCCCGUCAUCUGCCUGGAUGCGGCGGGCGGCUACACGCGCAUCAACCACAGCGUGCCGCAGCGGGACAGCCACUUCAAUGUGCCGCUGGAUCAGGUGCUGCCCUGGUACGAGUCGUACGCUCGCUUCGUGCAGCUGGCGCGCGCCGAUGCCUACUCCUUCAAGACGCAGCCCGGCGAUGUGCUCACCUUCAACAACAUCCGCCUGCUGCACGGCCGCACCGGCUACGAUGACACCGAGCAGAACUCGCGUUAUAUUGUGGGCGCCUAUCUAGAUUGGGAUAUCAUAUAUUCGCGGCUGCGCGUGCUUAAAAAGCGUUCAGCCAGCUCCAGCUCCAGCUCCAGCUCCGGCUCCAGCUCCAGCUCCGGCCCCACUGCCUCCGCUAGCUAAAUGCGCCAAUAAAAGUCAGCGACAUAUUUUCCAAGCCAUUUGCGUUGAGCUCAUUUGAAUAGUUGCGCGGCCAGCACAUAUGCCUGCCACGCCCAUGUUGCAUGUUGUUCUUAUGCCACAAACCAAAGGAAGGAGCAAAACUGGCAGAGGCAAAAAAUAAAUCCAACGGCAGUUAAAGCAGCUCAAGCGCGAAAAUGAAAAGUUGUAAAAAAUCAUGAUGAUCCGGGGCGCGUUGUUGCGGAUUAUUAGCAUCAGGAUGCUGACAAAUCGCUUGUGCAGAUGAUUGACAGUCGCAGGAUGUCAAAUGCGUCGGCAGGGGACGGCGA